UGAUUCCUCCAUGUGUAUGCCGAAAAAGAAAGAUGGCGGCGGAGAUUUUGUACACAAUCCACGUUUAUGUCUUAUUUUUGCUUUUAACGGUUCGGUUUUCUUCUAGUUUUAUCCGCAAUGGUGAUAACUACCGUCGGAAUGUAUCCCUGGAGCUGAACCCUGGUCUGAACUCCUUGCUGACACCGCUGGCCCCUGGUGUUGGCUUGCUCCAUGUGCGGGCGGUCGGCAAAAACAACACACUGCAUUACCUCCUCUGCAGCCAGGGGGCGCCCGCGUUACUACUGGUGCACACAAGCUCCAUUUCAUCCAAGGUGGAGGUAGACUGGCCUGCCUUCCUCAUGCAAAAUACCACAGGCAGCCUGAAAGUGACUCCAGAGAGCAGUGUUCUGUACAGCAACGCACUUGUCUUUACCAGGCUGUGGGAGUAUGACGAUGUCAACGACACAGCUGACCCUGAGCACCUACCCCCCUCCAGCUUUUUCCAGCCCUACGAGCUGCAGAAUUUCACCUGGGACGACCUGAACAAGACAUUGGACCACACAGGCCACACCGCCCUGCUUUGUGGAAGAGACGCCAGCGAGAGCUUCAGCAAUGGCUCGCUCUGUCUGAAGUUCUCAGCCUUUGAUGUUGAGGGGCGUGACCAAGGCUGGCCCAGUCUCCUCCACAACGCUAACUCCUCCCAGCUGAGGGUGGGGCUGGACGGCGUGGCCCCGAGGUCCAAUCGCUCCCGCUUUUCCCUAGAGCUACAGGCCGUGGGAAACACCCAGCCCAUGAGCAGAGUGGACAUGCUCCGGUCAAUAGAUGACGAAUACACACCCUCCAUAUUCAAGGUAUCUCAGUGGGUGUCCUCUCCAGUCAACUCCACCUCCCCUGUUCUUGGCUACGCCCAAUGGAAGCCCGUGGCCUACCGCAGGCCAUCGCCUGUCUUUGAGGAUGCCACUCCCUGCCGGCACUCAACGCCUGUCCCUGUAGCCCAGCUUCCCCCCUCCGGCCUGGUGCGGGCUUAUUUUGGAGGGGAGCACCAGACCACCGGGCUCAACAUGACCUUCAGUAUCACUGGAGACCCAUUCUACAACACCACCAACUACCUUAGCUGGACUGUGUUGGUGGGACUGGGCUCUCCUCCUGUGGACUUGUUUUCUCCUCUGGUUCUGGUCAUCAUGGUGGUGGGACUGGGCACUCCAAUGUUGAUCAUCCUGCUGGGCGGGGUGUGUGUGUCCGUCCGCAAGAACAGGCCCCAAAUGCAGGUUUACGAGCCAAUCCAGGCCAAGCCAGGAUAUGUGUCCCACCUUUAACCAAUGAACAGAGACAUCUCUGGGCACAAUUUUUCAAAAGAUAUCUGGAUUUACUCUAUCAGAUACGAUUAAAUGCAUAGAGAAAGUGUCCGGCGGGUGUCAAUCUUUUUUAAAUGAGGUGCACUGAUACAUGUGGAUUACAUCACUUGCACGGAGCUCUGUCCAAUACGGCCAUCCAUUGUUGGCACAAUCAACCAAUAAGUCUUUGACAGAAACUCAUUUCUAACCACUGGCAUAAUUUGGGAAUGGGCUGAAUCAUCCUGUGGACGAGAGCCAAUUUAUGAGUGCGUUUAUUUGUGCUUGUGAAUGCCAAAGGCUCCCAUCUCAACCCUAACAUUCCAUGUGAGCAUUUUUAUAGGGCAAAUUGUGAAAAGGCGUCUUACUGUAGUUGUACUUUAUUAUUAUAAUUAUUUUAAACUCAUGAUUAAGUACACACGUUCAGUUCUGUGUAAAACAGUAUAUUAUCUUAUCAUUGUUGCUCAACAAACAGUACACAAUGACAUGUUACACUGAAGCUGUCUGUUUGGCACUGCCAAGAUAGGAUAUACUGACCUGACAUGGGUCCUACACUGUCUAAUGAUCGACUCACGCACAUAUAAAUAUCUGACGACAUUAGAAGAGUCAGAAGGGAGCAGGUUUUUUUUCAAACACUGAUCUGAGGUCAGUUUUUAUUGUAAUGGUUUAAUAAUUGGUGAAGAUAAGCUAAUCUUGGAUCUACACCUGAAGGAGACCCACACCUGGAGCAGUGAGAGGAAAAUAAAUCUCAGGGAAGAACCUUAUAGAAACAAGGUUUGUUGCUUUCUUUCCCAACCCCCUGGAUGUUAUUCUUUGGGGAAAUGGGAAGCAUAGUUUGGGUCCAUGUGCUCUUCAAAGUAAACUGAAAUGUGAUCAUUCUAAAAUGUUUUAGGCUUGUUUUAAAUGAUUGAUUAAUGUUUAUUUGAGCUUCAAUGUGUCAGCUAAAUUAAGUUAGAAAUCGGUAUGGGGUUAAAUGUUUUGUAUGAUCUUGUAAUUAAUGUUACUUUGACACCCAGUGUUUAUUGUUGCCACACAAAAGAAAAUGGUCAAACUUCUCCUUUGGAAUGAAUUUAAAACAUGCUUCAUAAUCAGGUUGUAAUCAGAGUAAAUGACCUUGUGGAGUUUUUACCUGUGUUUUUCAAUUAGGCAACAAUAUGUUACCUUAAUUUCAGAGCUAAACGCAAAAUGUAAUGCAAAAACACCAGUACCUGAAAUAUUAUUAUGCAAUCUAAUACACAGGUCAUUUUUUUUAUUUUGAGGAGAAUUUACCUUUAAAUUAACUGAAUGGUAAUGUAUUGCCUCAAUCCAUACAAUUGUCUUUAAAAAAAAAGAAGAAGAAAUGGAUAGGCAAGUUAUUUACUGCUCAUUUAUUUUCUUUGUUAAACAAGGUCUGGUACAGAAAUGUCAACAUGUUUUAAAAAAGCAACAAGGACCUCUAAAUAUAACUGGUUUCUUGGCCACAUUUUAUAUACACAAUAUUGUUAUGAUUAUAUAUUUUUUUUUCCAUCUCUACAAGAGAUGGGAAAAGGCAGGCUGUUAGAAUGUACAUAAUUGUAUUACAAAAUAUAUAAUUUCUUUACAAACUACA
Messenger RNA from Oncorhynchus gorbuscha (pink salmon), 2898 nucleotides. RefSeq names its product glycosylated lysosomal membrane protein-like. The transcript is spliced from 6 exons. Lineage: Eukaryota; Metazoa; Chordata; Actinopteri; Salmoniformes; Salmonidae. Gene Ontology annotation, cellular component: lysosome. Bases 33 to 1295 code for a protein of 420 amino acids. The record is from RefSeq and is a predicted model, not a curated record.